Molecule: messenger RNA, 624 nt
Organism: Styela clava
Lineage: Eukaryota; Metazoa; Chordata; Ascidiacea; Stolidobranchia; Styelidae
Source: RefSeq, a predicted model, not a curated record
UUUAGAUGACUUAGACAUCUAAAUUAGUUAGUAACUGGAUUUAUUGGGUUGUUGCCCUUGGUGUUAAGAUAUUGUGCUGUACAUUUGUUACUGUGAAGAAAGUGUACUGAUGUUUCCAGAAUGUAUUAUGCAAUGAUUUUUGGAUAUACUUCCGGCCCAGACAAAUUUUGUUCCGCGAACGGUGAUAAAAAACACUCAACUUGCGGAGAUAGGAUAUGUACUCACAUAUCUUACUACGGUUCGACAAGAUGUAAUACACAAGUAAAAUUGUUCAAGCCUUUCAAACACUACGGUGUCGAGUGCAAGAAGUCGAAGAAAGCGUGCGGUAACGACAAAAGGAACUAUGGCCGAGAAAAUGUUUUGCAUCCAAACCCGCGUAGAUCAUAUGAUUUGGAUGACGACUCUUGCGAAUGUCAGACUAUCUGGUGCUUUGGUGAAAUUAUGACAAUUUACGAAAAAGGUGGCAAAUUGUUCAAGGGAAACGUCACGGUGAAGACUCCGUGCAAAUGCGAAUGCAGAAAAAGAUCCAUUAUGAUAGGACAUUAUGAUACAGGAAAAUAAUAUCUUUUAUAUACAGAUAUUUGAUGUUUAUCACAAUCUGUAUUUCAUUGCAUUGGACAUUCC